AUGACAUGGAUAGAUCUCCAACCAAACAAUAUUCUCCUUGGCACUAAAGACGACUCGAUCCGAUCCAAAUUCAAACAGGCCGAAUUUGAAGCGUCUGUGCCGCGAAAGAUCCUCGAUGCUCGUACCAUUUAUGUCUCACGUUCACUCCCCAUCUCUUCUGGGACGCCCGUUCUCUGUGAUUUAGGUGAGGCUCGACUAGGCACCGACCAGCAACAGGGCGAAAUUAUGCCAGAUAUCUAUCGGGCCCCGGAAGUUAUCUUAAACAUGAGAUGGGAUAGCAGGGUCGAUAUCUGGAAUGUUGGGAUGGUGGCAAGAUGA
This is a messenger RNA of Penicillium digitatum Pd1, 318 nucleotides long. RefSeq names its product putative protein kinase. The record is from RefSeq and is a predicted model, not a curated record. Gene Ontology annotation, molecular function: ATP binding; protein kinase activity. NCBI's taxonomy places the organism in Eukaryota, Fungi, Ascomycota, Eurotiomycetes, Eurotiales, Aspergillaceae. Gene Ontology annotation, biological process: protein phosphorylation.